Messenger RNA from Mycena indigotica, 1509 nucleotides. Its product is annotated as AAA ATPase. Gene Ontology annotation, biological process: mitotic spindle disassembly; retrograde protein transport, ER to cytosol; autophagosome maturation. The record is from RefSeq and is a predicted model, not a curated record. The coding region runs from base 1 to 1509 and encodes 502 amino acids. Gene Ontology annotation, molecular function: polyubiquitin modification-dependent protein binding; ATP hydrolysis activity; ATP binding. NCBI's taxonomy places the organism in Eukaryota, Fungi, Basidiomycota, Agaricomycetes, Agaricales, Mycenaceae. Gene Ontology annotation, cellular component: cytosol; VCP-NPL4-UFD1 AAA ATPase complex; nucleus. The transcript is spliced from 6 exons.
AUGCAUAACGCACUUGGGUUUCGACAACGGCUCUUGCGUUACGCGUUGCGUAACGCACCAAGUACAACGGAACGGAUAGCGCGUUAUGCGUUACGUUGUAGUUAUACAGCGGAGUACAGUAUCCAAAUGAACAAGGUAGCUCGCAACAACUUGCGAGUCAAGUUAGGCGACCUCGUCAAUGUCCACUCUUGCCUCGACAUCAAAUACGGCAAACGCGUUCACAUCCUCCCCUCCGAUGACUCUAUCGAAGGUUUGAGCGGCAACAUUUUCGAGGUCUACCUCAAACCAUAUUUCCUCGAAGCUUACCGCCCCGUCCGAAAGGGCGAUACUUUCCUUGUCCGUGGAGGGAUGCGCACAGUCGAGUUCAAGGUUAUCCAGCUGAGUUUUGCAUUGUUGCCCAAGACACCGUUAUUCAUACGGAGGGUUGACGAGGAGUCCAACCUUGCGGAUGUCGGUUACGACGACAUUGACAGUUGCCGCAAACAGAUGGCACAAAUACGGGAACUCGUUGAACUCCUUCGCCACCCGCAACUCUUCAAAUCCAUUGGUAUCAAGCCUCCCCGCGGUAUCCUCAUGUUCGGUCCUCCCGGUACUGGCAAAACGCUUAUGGCCCGCGCUGUGGCAAACGAAACUGGUGCAUUUUUCUUCCUGAUUAACGGCCCCGAAAUCAUGAGCAAGAUGGCUGGAGAAAGCGAAAGCAAUCUCCGAAAGGCGUUUGAGGAGGCUGAGAAGAACUCGCCGGCUAUCAUCUUCAUCGACGAAAUCGACUCGAUUGCGCCUAAACGUGAAAAGACGAACGGAGAAGUGGAACGCCGUGUGGUUUCCCAACUUCUAACUCUUAUGGAUGGACUGAAAGCUCAUUCCAACGUUGUGGUCAUGGCCGCCACGAAUCGACCGAAUUCCAUUGACCCCGCCCUUCGUCGAUUCGGACGGUUCGAUCGCGAAGUAGACAUUGGAAUUCCCGACCCUACUGGUCGUCUCGAGAUUCUCCGCAUCCACACCAAGAACAUGAAGCUUGGGGACGAUGUAGACUUGGAACAGAUUGCUGCUGAUACUCGCGGCUACGUUGGAUCUGAUGUUGCAUCGCUGUGCUCAGAGGCGAUGCAGCAAAUCCGUGAAAAGAUGGACCUCAUUGACCUUGAUGGGGACACGAUUGAUGCUGAGGUUCUCGAUUCGCUGGGAGUGACGAUGGACAACUUCCGCUUCGCAUUGGGCAUUUCAAAUCCAACUGCUUUGCGGGAAACUGUUGUCGAAGUACCGACCGUCAAAUGGGACGAAAUUGGUGGCCUCGGAAAAGUCAAGCUCGAGCUGGUUCAAUGCCCCCGUCGAACAUCCAGAGAAGUUCGUCAAGCACGGCUUGUCUCCAUUCGAGGGUGUCUUGUCCUAUGGCCUCCCGGAGAAUCGGAAGCCAAUGUCCAGGACGUUUUCAACGAGGCCCGCGCUGCUGCCCCGUGUGUCAUGUUCUUCGACGAAUUGGACACUAUUGCCAAGGCUCGUGCGAUGGCCUGA